Staurois parvus is the source of this 4179-nucleotide messenger RNA. NCBI's taxonomy places the organism in Eukaryota, Metazoa, Chordata, Amphibia, Anura, Ranidae. The record is from the annotation of a GenBank genome assembly.
AUGGAUUGUACAGAAAAAAACAGUAUUGCUUCAGAUGUAAAAGAGGAAGAAGAAAAACCAGAGAGACCUGCUCCACAGUCUUCCCCUGCAGGGGAGUCUAAAGUAAAGGUUUUCAAACCGGAGGAGCUACGCCAAGCUCUCAUGCCUACACUAGAGGUAUUAUAUCGGCAAGAUCCAGAAUCUCUUCCAUUUCGUCAACCUGUAGAUCCUCAAAUAUUAGGAAUCCCAGAUUACUUUGAGAUAGUCAAAACGCCGAUGGAUCUGUCAACUAUUAAACGCAAACUGGAUACAGGACAGUAUCAGGAGCCAUGGCAGUAUGUGGAGGACAUUUGGCUGAUGUUCAACAAUGCCUGGCUGUAUAAUCGAAAGACAUCUCGUGUUUAUAAGUACUGCUCAAAACUGGCUGAAGUAUUUGAACAGGAGAUUGACCCAGUCAUGCAGAGUUUGGGCUACUGUUGUGGAAGAAAACUUGAAUUUUCUCCACAAACUUUAUGCUGCUAUGGGAAACAGUUAUGUACAAUUCCACGUGAUGCUACUUAUUACAGUUACCAAAACAGGUACCACUUCUGUGAGAAAUGCUUCAACGAGAUCCAAGGGGAGAGUGUAUCUCUUGGUGAUGACCCAACACAGCCGCAGACUACCAUCAACAAAGAUCAAUUCUCCAAACAGAAAAAUGACACUUUGGAACCAGAACAGUUUGUGGACUGCUUAGACUGUGGUCGGAAAAUGCAUCAAAUUUGUGUUCUUCAUAAUGACACAAUCUGGCCAACCGGUUUUGUUUGCGAUCGUUGCCUGAAGAAAAGUGGCCAAACCAGAAAAGAGAACAAGUUUUCAGCAAAACGACUUCCAUCUACAAGAUUAGGUACAUUUUUGGAGAAUCGUGUCAAUGAUUUUCUAAGAAGACAGGGUAAUCCUGAGGCUGGGGAAGUUAUUGUUCGUGUUGUCCACGCCUCUGACAAAACUGUGGAAGUGAAACCUGGCAUGAAAGCCAAGUUUGUGGAUACAGGGGAAAUGGCAGAGUCUUUCCCUUACCGUACAAAAGCCCUUUUUGCUUUUGAAGAGGUAGAUGGUGUUGAGUUGUGCUUUUUUGGUAUGCAUGUACAGGAGUAUGGGUCGGACUGCCCACCACCCAACCAGAGGCGUGUAUACAUCUCUUACCUGGAUAGCGUUCACUUUUUUCAACCAAAGUGCUUAAGGACAGUGGUCUACCAUGAAAUUUUAAUUGGAUACCUUGAAUAUGUUAAGAAACUUGGGUACACGACUGGACAUAUCUGGGCUUGUCCUCCUAGUGAAGGAGAUGACUACAUUUUCCAUUGCCAUCCUCUCGAUCAGAAAAUACCAAAGCCCAAACGUUUGCAGGAAUGGUAUAAGAAAAUGUUGGAUAAAAGUGUGUCUGAACGUAUUGUUCAUGACUACAAGGACAUCUUCAAGCAGGCAACUGAAGACCGGCUAACUAGUGCCAAGGAGUUGCCCUACUUCGAAGGAGAUUUCUGGCCAAAUGUAUUGGAGGAAAGUAUCAAAGAAUUGGAACAAGAAGAGGAAGAAAGAAAGAGAGAGGAAAACACUGUCAAUGAUGAAAGCAUAGAGGUUGGAAAAGGUGAUAGCAAGAAUGCAAAGAAAAAAAACAACAAAAAGACCAGUAAAAACAAAAGCAGUCUGAGCAGAGGGAACAAGAAGAAACCUGGUAUGCCUAAUGUUUCCAAUGACUUGUCACAAAAGCUUUAUGCCACAAUGGAAAAACACAAAGAGGUCUUUUUUGUUAUCCGAUUAAUUGCUGGGCCUGCUGCCAACUCCCUGCCCCCUGUCAUAGAACCAGAUCCGUUAAUUCCAUGUGACCUAAUGGAUGGACGUGAUGCCUUUCUAACUCUUGCAAGGGACAAACACUUGGAAUUCUCCUCAAUGCGUAGAGCCAAAUGGUCUACUAUGUGCAUGCUAGUGGAACUUCACACCCAAGGCCAGGACCGAUUUGUCUACACUUGUAAUGAGUGCAAACACCAUGUAGAGACACGAUGGCACUGUACAGUAUGUGAGGAUUAUGAUUUGUGCAUCACGUGCUAUAGUACCAAGACCCAUGAACACAAAAUGGAAAAACUUGGUCUUGGCUUGGAUGAUGAGAAUAGCAAUCAGCAAGCAGCAGCAACACAAAGCCCUGGAGAUUCCCGUAGGCUAAGUAUUCAACGCUGUAUCCAGUCCCUGGUUCAUGCUUGCCAGUGUCGCAAUGCAAAUUGCUCCCUGCCAUCAUGUCAGAAGAUGAAGAGAGUGGUACAGCAUACAAAGGGCUGUAAACGCAAGACAAAUGGAGGAUGCCCAAUAUGCAAGCAACUUAUAGCACUUUGUUGCUACCAUGCUAAACACUGCCAGGAGAACAAAUGUCCAGUACCCUUCUGCCUCAAUAUAAAACAUAAGCUUCGGCAGCAGCAACUGCAGCACAGGCUUCAACAGGCACAAAUGUUGCGCAGACGUAUGGCUAGCAUGCAAAGAACAGGGGUAGUAGGUGUUCAGCAAAGUCUUCCUUCCCCAAAUUCAACUGGUCCAACAACACCAACUGGACAGCAGCCCCCCAUAUCACAUACUCCUCAAUCACAAUCUCAGCCUCAACAACUUCCGUGUAAUAACAUACCACCUUAUGGUAUGCAACAUGCUCAUUCCUCCAGCUGUAUGUCACAGGGCAAUCCAACUGCACAAGUAACGCCACCGACACCCCAAGCAGGAUCAGUGCAACCUUCUGGUCCACCCCCAGCUGCUGUGGAGAUGGCCAUGCAGAUUCAAAGGGCAGCGGAAACUCAAAGACAAAUGGCAAAAUCUCAACUUUUCCCACCCCCAAUGUCAAACGCUCACCAAAUGCAACCCAUGAAUGCCAUGCAGUCAACAGGGAUAAGCACACAAGGAAUACGAGGACCAAUGCUCAUGGAUUCUGGAAUGAGACCUACAGGAAUGGCACAGCCACACCAGCCUUCAUUACCCCCUCAACUACCAAGGGUACAGAGUAGAUCUCAAGUCAUGCAGCAUAACAUGCAGAGACCACCUGUAAUGCCUGUACAGCAAGGACAGCAAAUGAACAUUACUCUGCAGGGUGGUAUGGGACAGAUUCCUGCAGCAAGCCAGGGAAAACAAGGUUCCUUGCCACAAGCUGCAGUUCUCCGUACUUUGCGGUCCCCUAGUUCCCCAAUGCAGCAGCAACAGGUACUAAAUAUACUGCACUCAAAUCCACAGCUAUUAGCUGCCUUUAUAAAACAAAGAGCAGCAAAAUAUGCCAGCAGCCAGGGCCUGCAGAGUGCUGGCAAUAUGCCUGGGAUGCCCUCCCAAGGAAAUCUACCCCAUGUCAUGCACCCCAAUGCAAACAUGCAAAGUGUGAACCCCAUGCAGGCAGUAGGACAACGGACAUCUAUGCCACAGCAGCCUCAGGCUCCUCAGCCACAGACUCUUCAGCCUCCAUCAUCUCAACAGGCCAUAGCAGGGUUGAAUUCACAGGGCCAACCAAUUAAUAUGAAUCAUGCUGGAAUAUCACCGCAGUUUCGUGAGCUUCUGAUCAGACGACAGCAAAUGAUGCAGCAACAACAGGGAUCUGGUGCUGGGAUGAUAAAUCACAACCAGUUUCAGCAACACCAGGUCAUGAGUGGGUAUGCACCACAGCAGCGCAUACAACAUCAUAUGCAAAUGCAACAAGGUAGUAUUGGACAGAUAAGCCAGUUACCACAGGGAAUGCUAAGUGAAACGAGCAGCGGCUUGCAGACUUUUAAUCAGCGAAUUUUGCACCAACAAGUAGGAUCUCCAGCACAACAGAACCUCAUGAGUCCACAGCAACAUAUGUUGCCAGGUCCAGCCCAGUCUCCCCAUUUACAGGGCCAGCAGCUCCCACCUUCAUUAAGCAAUCAAGUACGUUCUCCUCAGCCAGUCUCCUCUCCUCGAUCCCAGCCGCCUCACUCUAGUCCAUCACCUCGUAUGCAACCCCAACCCUCUCCCCACAAUGUUUCUCCACAGGCAAACUCUCCUCAUACAAGCAUUGUAGUUGGGCAGGGGAACCCUGUGGAUCAAGGGCAUUAUGGGAGCCCAGAUCGCACAACCAUGUUAUCGCAGUUAUCUGGUCUUCAUGGAGGGGGCAUAUCUGACUUGGGUUUAAGUACAGAUAACCCGGACCUUAAUUCCAGCCUUUCACAGAGUACACUAGACAUCCACUAA